Pristis pectinata (smalltooth sawfish) is the source of this 5679-nucleotide messenger RNA. RefSeq names its product Myb/SANT-like DNA-binding domain containing 4 with coiled-coils (gene msantd4). The transcript has 3 exons. NCBI's taxonomy places the organism in Eukaryota, Metazoa, Chordata, Chondrichthyes, Rhinopristiformes, Pristidae. The record is from RefSeq and is a predicted model, not a curated record. Bases 219 to 1286 code for a protein of 355 amino acids.
UAACAUUUGCAUUUCAAUCGUUGAACUCCUUGAGUGAAAUAAUAAAAUAAGAUGCUCAGAGAGAAAAGUUAAUGCUUGAGAUUCAUGUCAUUUUAUUAAAACUGAGUGAGUUUAUUCAAUUGAGUUUAGGGAUCUGAAAGGAAAUUGAAGGUUAUAGGGAACUGGUGCAGAAGAGGAGACGAGGCCUGGGGCACAUCAGCCAGGAUUGUAUUAAAUGAAUGAAACAGUUCAAGAGGAAGAGGAAAAGCAAUUUUACAUUGAAAGAAACGGAAAUCUUACUGAAGGAAGUGAAAGAUAAAAAAGAUAUAAUAUAUACACAGCAACAUGAUGCAGUAACCAAUGAGUUAAAAUGGAUGGCUUGGAAGGAAAUAGCAGAAAAAGUCAGUGCUGCAAGUUGCAGUGAACAACGUACUGCAUAUGAAGUAAAGAAGAAAUAUACUGACUUAAAGUGUUAUUUGAAGAAAAGAGGGGAAUGCUUAGACAGGAUGGAAGCAAUAAUGACUGAGUGUAGCCCUACUUCACUACAUUGUUUUAACCACAAUGUUUUCAAUGGUGGAACAUCUUGUCAUUUUGAAGAUUCUUUAUCGGUCAACGAACCCAAUAGAUCUCUUUGUGUAAUUAAAGUAGAAGGUGCAGACGAUGUAGAAGAGGAAGAACAGGACCCACAAAAUACAGAGAUUAGAAACAUGGAAGAUGAAUCUGGUAUCAUCGCGAGUUCAAUUCCUACUAUUCAGAGAUUGGAAGAAACUGAGAACCUUUCUGAAGUGGAGGGGCAUUCUUCACACUCUGAUCAACCUACAGCAUGGAAUUGCAAUACAGAUGCACUUUUCUUUAUAGAGAAACAGAGGUUAGAAUUGGAGAAACAGCGCGUGGCCCUAGAAUCUGAAAGACUGCAGGUAGAGAAAGAGCGUUUGCAAAUUGAAAAGGAAAAGUUGCGAUAUCUGGAUAUUGCGAAUGAAAGGCUGCAGUUGGAAAAAGUUCGAUUGCAGCUAGAGAAAGAGCGUUUGCAUGUCAAGAGAGAGAAAUUGAAACUAUUAACCAUGCAGGCCAAUAAGUUACCACUGGAGAAGGAAUGUAACUCACUGACUGAAAAUACAACUUUAAAGCCCAUGGAUAUUGAAGCAGAAAAGUUGAAAUUGGAAAGAGAACGAAUACAGCUAAAAAAAGAAAGACUACAGUUCUUGAAUAUUGAGUCUGAAAAGCUGCAGAUAGAGAAAGAGCGUCUGCAAAUUGAAAGAGAACACUUGCAGUUGCAAAAACAUUGCCAAAAAAGUAAUUCCAUUUAAUUAUCGGCAUAUUAUUUUUAAAAGCUAAGUCUAAUCUAAAUUGAAUUGUCCAUCAUAUUAAAGUUUUUUUGCAGUAUGCUAAUAGAAAGCUUAAUACAAAUGCCAUCCCACAGUCCAUCUUUAUCUGUACAUUUACGGAGAAUUCUUAUGGAUUUGGUUACAAAUUUUAUCUCUAAUUUCAUGAUCCCUUCCAGGCAGACUAAACCUUAACAUUAACUUUCAAGUUCAAAUUAUUUAACAUGCAGCAAUAGCACACAAUAUAAAAUGUUAAUUUUGGAUUUGAAUUUUGAUUUCAUUUGCUUAAAUUGUACUGACAUAUGAAUUGAUGUUUAAUGGAAGGAUCCUUUUAGUCUAGUAAUUUUUUUCUUAUAAUCAAUCUCCAAAAGACAUGUUGGUCUUGACAUUAACAACUCUUCAAAGGAAUUGCAAUCAAGUUGUCUGUACACUGAUUAUUUAUUUUACACUAACUCUAAGACCUAUAUAUUUUGGCUUUCACAUAGGUUUUUAUUGAUCGAUCUAAGCUUUUGAGUUAGUCUCUGAAAUUAUACCUCUAGCAACUGCUGGCCAUGUCUACAAGGAGUGCAAGAGACAAUGUACCAUAAACAUGUGAAAUAUUUUUUAUGGUAGCCUCUAUGUCAUUACUCCCUUUAGACCUUAUUGUAACAGUGAGCUUUUAUUACAUUCAACUAUAUUGUCCUGAUUUCUUCAAAUGAAAUCAAGUAAUUGGGAAUUCUGACAUUUUAUGUGUGCUUGCAAUAUUCAAACACAAUUCUGCUGAUACAGUUCAACUGCUUUUAGAGAAAUUCCAGUCUCAUCUGCCCUGAUUGGAUUCGAUCUCAGGGCAUGGAAAUGAAAAAAAUGUAAAGCUACACCGUGUUAGCUAAUUCCUGACACUACAUGGUAUGACAAGAGCAACACAGAAAAUCUGUUUUUGUUGCCAAUCCAGCCAAAUGAGGUUGGAAAAUUUAGAUUUGAUGUUUCAAUUACUAGUAAGUCCUCUAGUGCGUGAACUGAUAUUAUCACUGUUCUUAAGCUGUGAUAACUAAGUAAUCCCAUUGUUUUAAAAAAGAAACAACAGGGGCAUGGUAACUCGGAGUUAGGAAGAGAAAAAUCUGGAUAGAAUUCAUGUUAUGUCAUUUCCAUUAGAAAGUAUGUUUUUCAUGUGACUGCAACUUUACAAUUAGUACAAACUACUUCUACCUCUAGUUUUGACAUUUACCUCUAUUUAGAUGGAAGUUAAACUAUUUUAAAAAAACUUUUAGUUUAUGGUAUGAGUAUCAUUGUAUUUCAUUUACUACAUGCUAGUUCAUUUGGUUAAUUCAUUGUUGGUAGGUUACAAGUUUUAACGUAUUAUAUUUGCACAGUACAUGGAAGAUCAAAGCUGCAUAUUAUUAGAAAGUUUGCACUGUGCUUUUGGUAAAUUGAGGCACUGUGAUAAAUAGUGACUGUGAUAAAUAAUAAACUACUGACCUCUUCUAUUAUAAUUCACUUGUUUAAAUUAGAAUCUACUGUUCAGAAUAACAGAACUAGUUCUGGAAGUUUUCUUGAUUUUAGAUUUCAAGUGCUGGCUUCAAAUAAAUUGUUCAGUGUUAACAAUUUUCAUCCAGUACCUUGGUUAAAUUUUCUGGAAGGAGGCAAGUUUGUAAGUAGAAUUAGUGAUGAUGAUAUCUGUAUCCUCCCAAUUUAUAAGCCGAAGCAAGAAAUUCAAUGAUCUAGUUUUUGCUGAUCUGUAAUAGAAAUUUUUGUUCUAUCUGAAUAGUAUUUGAAAAAAAUAACUAAUGAGAUAACAAGAUAUGGAUAAUGUGCCUAGUUUUAGGAAUACUGUGAAUUAAAUUGAACUACUAGUCCCCUGCAUGUAUACCUUCUGAUCCAAAUAAGAAAGUCAGGAAAAUAUCAGAGGUUCUUUUUGGGUACCAAAGGGAGAACUAAGGUAACAACUUAGUCUGAUGUAUCAAUAAAUAUGCACUAAUGUUUGACUGCUGACAAGUGGAUAAAAUUUCAUCCUUUUUACUUGUACUAAAUGGGCAAAAUAGCAUUGGCAGUAUAUUUUAAAAAUGUAUGAAUAUUGCUGCAUUGCAUGUUUAGUGCGAGCAACCAAGGACAAAUUUUUAGACCAAAUAGUUCAAAAUCAAGUGUUUCCAAAUACCUUUCAUGUCACUUGUAAUAUGUGGAAAUAGGUUGUAUAAAUCAAGAUGGUUAAUUAGUUUAUACAAUGACAACAUUUGAGACACUACAGUGUCCUUCAGUUUUCUUCAGUUGAGAAGGAAAGAAUAUUUGUCAGGGUCCUCUGCCCUCGUUGCUCCUCAGUAAAAUGCUAUUGCCCACAUUACUGAAUCACAUAAAAUUGCAUCUUGUAAAGCUGUUCACUGAGUACAGAACUUGGUUUCAUUUCACUGCUCAGUUUCUUAUGCGACAAUUGACCACUGCAGUGAAGUAUUGCAUUGUUGGGCUAAACAAUGGAUCAAACAACCUGAGGACCUAAGGGUAUGUUUGGACUUCCAGUAGAAAAGGUAAACUGCUUCAGGAAAAAGAUAAUUAGCACACUUUUAACUUAUUAUACUGACGGACCUAUGCGCUCAUUUUGCUUUUUAGGUACAACUUACUUUAAACUACAAACAAGUGACUAUGGUGGUGACUGUGGCCUUGAUUUUAUGCUUGGAACUGACAAGUUUUAUUACCUGAGUAAAAUACCAACUAAAUGAUUGAAUAUAAUUUUCUAUCAAUGGUCUUUGUAAAGGCCCAAAAGAUACCCAGUAGGCCACUAAUGCUGAAACUCAGGCAGUUCUAUAAGUGGUUAUAGUACUAGUUUUAAUUGUUCAAGUUCUGUGAGUUUGCAGAUUUGGAAAGGGCUAUUGUCUUGUCACAAUGUUAUCCGAUUGGUGAAUAAAUCCUUGACUCUGAGGGACUGCUAAAGAAGAAUAUUAUAAUGUUUGAGCAUAAUCAGAUUCAUUUUUGAUCAAUUCAACACCUUCAAAUGACUUUUUUGUUACUUGUUUCUAGAGUGGCAUAUUGGCGCAGCUAGUCAAGUGGCUGCUUCACAGCUCCAACAACCUGGGUUAAAGCUGUGUUGAUUUCCUAAAAUGGAUCAAAUAAUUUGAUUAUAAGAUUAAAUAUCUGAAUUUUACAUAUGGUCCCAGAUCAUCACCUAAACGGUUUCUGAAUACUCCCAGCCAAAGGGCUGGUCUAGUGGUGCAUGAAGCUAUAAAGACCAAAAAAUACCCUUCAGGUUAAAUUCUCAUUUUGUGCUAUUAAUUGGAUUAGUAGUUGGGUCAUUAUUUUGACUUCAUCGCUCGAGAAAUGGAACUGUGACUGAUUUGUUUCCUGGUUGCUGUUUGAAGUCCCCUGCUAUGAAAUGUUAGUGGCUGUUCACAUUUAUAUCUCUAUAGUCAGAAUACCUUUGCAGGUAGGCUGAAAUGUUAGGAGUAUGUACUGACUGAGGUGCCAUUUGCUUCCAAGAUCUGCAGAUCCUAGUUACAAUCUGGAUGGGGAAGGGGUAAAAAAUAUUGGGCUGGAUUGUAUUGACUUUUGCCAACAGUUCCAAUUAGAAAUGCUAGUUUUAAGUUGUUGCAGCUUAGACUUCAGUGCAUGUGCUGUCAAGUGUGGAAGUCUCUAGAUGUGGGAGGCAAAGGGGAAGAUAAAGCAAAAAAAAAUUAAGAGUAACUUAAGUUUUACUGCUGAUAAAGUGCCAGCUCCAGCUUUGCUGUUUGUCUCAGGCGUGUUGGGGGCUUGACCUCCUUACUGAGGCCCACCUGUCGUGACUAUGCCACUGGAAUCUAGUAUGCAGGCAGACAGUGGAAUAUUUCUCUGUAUUCAGCCAAGGUACACGAAAGUGAAGGCUGACUACAGGCACUAGUUCUGGGUGGGGCACUGGACCAGGGUGAUUUGGCCCAUUAUAGAUAUUCUAAAGUUAGAUAAAUUUAAAACAAAAUUUAUAUAUUAAUUAAAUGUCUACUUUUUAAUUCUCAUAAAAAAAAUUUACGAAAAGCAAUGUCAAAUUUCAUUAUUUUGUAUCAAUUUUUUUUCCUGUAGACAUCAAUAUUUGGCCCAACAAUACUGCACUGGUUGGUAGUUUUGACACUGAGCGGUGGAGCCUGCUAUCAGUUUAUACAGGAAAUGUUCUUUUAUGAUCUCCUUAGCUAACUAAGUCAUCUAGAUACUUCUGUGUCACAUGACUGUUAUCCAUAAGGUAAAUAUUUAUGUAAAGGAAAAAUAUUCCUGUUGGCUAGCUUACCAAAAAUAAAGCUGGUAUUUUCUAAGAAAAAGGUUUCUGUGAAAAAUGUGCUUUGAAUGUGUUUCUUAUUAAAGUGAUUCUAUAACUGUGAGAACACAACAUUUGGAAAUUUGGUUGUGACCAGUGGUAAACUUUGUAAUACUGAAACCAAAAUAAAAGGAA